This is a messenger RNA of Syngnathus typhle (broad-nosed pipefish), 2691 nucleotides long. It is a transcript of the gene troap, whose product is annotated as trophinin associated protein. NCBI's taxonomy places the organism in Eukaryota, Metazoa, Chordata, Actinopteri, Syngnathiformes, Syngnathidae. The record is from RefSeq and is a predicted model, not a curated record. The transcript is spliced from 18 exons. Bases 199 to 2373 code for a protein of 724 amino acids.
GGCAGAGCGUGUACAUAUACAAACAGCAAUCGGGAAGUUUUCUGUGAACUCUGGGCAUGGAAGAACACUUCAAGAGUUCUUUAAACGGACAUUAGAUUAAUUAAAGCAAAAUUGGGACGUCUAGCGUGAAUAGCACGCUUUAUUAUCGUAUUUGGUUGAAGUCGUUCCCGACGCCUCACACAACACAGUACUUAAGUAAUGGACGCCUCUCCUCCUCUUCUUCGUGUGCAAAGGGAGGAUGAAUUCCGUGCUGACCUUCGGAGGUUGAAAAAUGAGAACAACAAGAUGUCACUAGAGCCACAGAACUCAAAGGCUGUACCCACGCCGAACCUUCCUAAGAAGGAUUCAGAGAACCAAGAUCCUGAGAGGAACACACUUGUGCGGCCAAAAGUGAGCAGACUUCCAGUGCUAAUCAAGUCCCUCCAACCUCCUUCAGCUUUUCAUGAUGCUCAGUGGGAGGAGAAAAUCUUGUCUGGGAAAGCCAAGAAGAAAAAGUCACGCACCAGGCCGAAGCCUUUUAACGUGUCUCGGCAAAAGAGUUUGAAAACAGACAUUGUAACUUUAGAGCCAAAAAAUGGUGCUCGUGCCACCCAUCUUAAAAACAAUGUUUGUAUAAAAACCCAGAAGACAAAAGAGAACCCCUUGAAGAGUCCAGCUGUGUUAAAAAGCACAGUAGCAGUGAGAAAGGAGAAAUGUAUGUUUCCUGAAAAGGCCUCAAGGCAUUCUGACACGUUGAAGUGUGAUAAUGCUGCAAAGCAGACGACUUCCUCCUUUUCUUCUGCCUGUUUGGAUAACAUGAGCCAUCUCAGUCUCAAAGAUCCAGUGAAGGAUGAGAAUGUGCAGAAUAGCCUCUCAAGCCACCCUCACGGCAAAGCUGAGGGAUUCCAGCCCAAUCAUGCCGCUUUGCUCAGUAUACUGCGAAAUGAGGGUGUGUGUGUCUCCAGGCAGCCAUUUGCAACUUCCAGCUCUCAUGCCAUGUUUCCGCAACGAGCGUCUGUUGUAAAGAGUCACCAAAAAGCUGCUGCCAGCCAGAACAAAGGGGUGAAGGCGACUGGCUCCGUUCGUGCCACACCUCAAAACGUACCUGGGAAAGACACGUUUUUGGACACACCAAAGAGAGUUCUGAUUAAAAAGAAUCUGGCCCAAGCAGACAGAGCUGCAGAAUUCCAGCCCGAUUCCUCCUCAUUGCAAAGUAUCCUGCGUAAUGAAGGCGUGUGCAUAUCCACCCAAUUGGUUGCAACUCCACGGUCUCAAUCUUAUGCUGUGUUUCCACGAGUGUCCACUACAAAAAAUCAUCAAAAUCCUGCUGCCAGCCACGAGGAGGUGAAGACUGCAGGCCCUGUGCGAGCCACACCUAAAAAUCCAUCUACAAGAGGCACUAUUGAUACACCACAGAGAGUUCCCAUCAAAAAGAAUCUGGCAGCAGCAGAGAAAGCUGUGGAAUUUAAACCGGAUUCCACCUCACUACAAAGUAUCCUGCGUAAUGAGGGCGUGUGUAUCGCCAGCCAAUCAAUUGGAACUCCACGCUCCCAAGCUUAUUCCAUGUUUCCACAAAGAGUGUCAAUUUUCAAGAGUCAUCAAAAAUUUGCUGGCAGCCAAAACAAGGGGUUGCAGGAUCCAGGCCCUGUGCGUGCCACACCUCAAAAUCCGCUUGGCAGAAGCACUUUUAUCAACACAUCACAGAGGGUUCCAAUUAAGAAGAGUCUGGCCGCAGCAGUUUCAACUCACAAAGAGGCCAAGAAUACAUGGACAUCGCAGAGAGUUUCCCCUCCCAGUCCUGCCAUGGAAGUUGCCCAGGUGUUAUUUUUCAACCAGGAGGAAGGACACAGCCCUGACAAAGGGAAGAAAGAGCAGCUCCCAGUUCUUCAAGUCUCACCUAUGAAAACCCACUGUGAGGACAAAAUAAAGAAUGCUGGCGAUGAAGAAGUGCAGAAUCUUGUGGAAGGACAGCAGUUCAAUCCAACCCUUCAAAGAGAAUCUGUCAUUUUUUUUUCCGCGAGCAAGAAACACAGCGAGCAGAAGAACUUGGCCCGUCAAGAGCUGCGCGUCCAGGAUCCGUCGGAAAAGGGACAAGUGCGUCAUCCUGCAUGUCGCACUAACCUUGCCAGUCAUUUUAUGCACAAAGACCAGAAGACUGGUGUUACCAACGCUGCGCUUGCGAUCCUGCCCAAGCAUUUCGCUCACAUGGAAGAGCUACGCUUGGACAAGGAGGUUGCUUUCUAUAUCUCCCAUUCUAUCUCAGACAGUCCCAGGUUCUUCCCCUCUGAACCCCGCACUAGCAACCCGGUGGCAACCCUGCUGCACCUUCAAGAGUCCAGUAAAUUUGUUCCACUGAGCUUGGAUGCUGUUUCUCCGUGCUCCACUUUGAGAUAGAUAAAUAUGUAAUUGUGUCUUUUUGACAAACCACUAAUACAGAUCCCCAUAUUGUUGAAAUAAUAAAUGAAAUGUAGCCUCAGUAUAAUACUGAAAAGUUGGUCACUGAAGGACAUUCCGUUUCAUUCCAUUUGUUCUCCAGUCCUCCAAGACGACUCUUGAGUACAUGACUGUGUUUUUCUUUCUAUUGUUCCUGUGUAGACCAGCACCUGUUUACAAUUACAAUUUUAUCUGUAUUUGGUUCAAUGUUUUAUUGUUGUUGUUGUUGUUGUUUAUUGUGUGUGUCUCUCACUUGGGGGAAUAAAUGCUUGUUUGUAA